This is a messenger RNA of Racocetra persica, 503 nucleotides long. The record is from the annotation of a GenBank genome assembly. Lineage: Eukaryota; Fungi; Glomeromycota; Glomeromycetes; Diversisporales; Gigasporaceae.
CGAAGAUGACCUUGAUAUAACAGAGUAUUUCGAUGAAUCUUUCUACUGUAAUGAGGACAUUAGUAAUAUAACUAACAAUAUAGAGUCUGUAUCUUUGAAAGAAGGUGACUCAUUUGACGACUUUGAUAAAGCUAAAUUUUACAAUAACAAUGGUUUCCGCGUAUUUGUCACCACUCUAAACAAUAAUCAUAACCAUGAUUUAUCACCCGAAGCAAUUCAGUUUGAAAAAGAUAAACAGUUCACAGAAGAAAUGCGAGAAGAAAUUAACUUUCUUGUCACUAAAUGUCAUCUUGGUGCAACUAUGAUACGUCGUAUCUUAAAAGAGAAGUUUUCUUCUCAUCCUAUAUUUGCUAGAGAUCUUUAUAUUAAGAUACAGCGAUAUCGACCAUCAUUUAUGUGGGAAGAGGAAACUAAUACUUUGAUUAAUUUGUUUUGGAUGAGUCCUGAACAAAUUAUAUUAUGGUGUGAAUUUAAUGAGGCAGUUGGGCACGAUAAUACCGUGG